Messenger RNA from Engraulis encrasicolus (European anchovy), 2124 nucleotides. Its product is annotated as protein NLRC3-like. Gene Ontology annotation, biological process: intracellular signal transduction. NCBI's taxonomy places the organism in Eukaryota, Metazoa, Chordata, Actinopteri, Clupeiformes, Engraulidae. The transcript has 3 exons. Bases 1 to 2124 code for a protein of 707 amino acids. The record is from RefSeq and is a predicted model, not a curated record.
AUGUGGGGGGCUAUAAAGGACCGUAAAAGCCUUUUGAAGAAGAAGUUUCAGUGUUUGACUCAAGAAAACUCCAAGCAGGGAAACCCCACACUCCUCAAUGAGAUAUAUACAGAAGUCUACAUCACAGAAGGGGGCAGUGGAGAGGUCAACGAUGAACAUGAGGUCAGACAGAUUGAGGCAGCAUCCAAGAGAUCAGCUACAUAUGACAAACCAAUCAAAUGCAAUGACAUCUUUAAACCCUUACCUGGACAAGAAAAGGACAUUAGAACUGUGCUGACAAAGGGAGUGGCUGGCAUUGGGAAAACGGUCUCUGUGCAGAAGUUCAUUCUGGACUGGGCUGAAGAAAAAGCCAAUCAGGAUGUCCACUUCAUAUUUCCUCUUCCUUUCCGUGAGCUUAACUUAGUAAAGGAGGAACACCUCAGUUUAGUGGGUCUGAUUAAACGAUUCUUUGGUGACAUCCAUGAUUUCAGCAUUUUCACUGAUGACAAAUGCAAAGUGCUGUUCAUCUUAGAUGGUCUUGAUGAGUGCCGGAUUCCUCUGAAUUUCAACUCCACCUCAAAGUGCUGUGAUAUAACAGAAGUAACCACAGUGUCUGCUUUGCUGACAAACCUCAUCAAGGGGACUCUGCUUCCCUCUGCCCUCCUCUGGAUCACAUCCAGACCAGCAGCAGCCAGCCAGAUCCCUCCUGAGUGUGUUGACCAGUUGACAGAAGUCCGGGGAUUCAGAGACAGCCAGAAGGAGGAGUACUUUAGGAAGAGAGUCAGAGGUGAGGACUUGGCAAACAGAACCAUCACACAUCUGAAGUCAUCCAGGACCCUCUACAUCAUGUGCCACAUUCCUGUCUUCUGCUGGAUUGCUGCCACUGUGCUGAAGAUAAUGUUGAUGGAAAGCAACACAGGAGAGAUCCCCAAGACUCUCACUCAAAUGUACAACCGAUUUCUGAUGAUUCUGACAGACAUCAAACAGAAGUUCAAAAACAGAAAAGAGACAGAUGAAGGGAUGAUUUUCAAACUGGGAAAACUUGCUUUUCAACAGCUGCAGAAAGGCAACCUGAUCUUCUAUGAGGAGGAUCUGAGAGAGUGCAGCAUUGACACCACAGAGGCUUCAGUGUACUCAGGAGUAUGUACCCAGAUCUUCAGAGAGGAGGCCGGGCUGUACCAAGGGAAGGUGUUCUGCUUUGUGCAUCUCAGUAUCCAGGAGCAUCUUGCUGCCUUAUAUGUGCACCUCACUCUCGUCAUCCAGAAGGAAAAUGUUCUUGACCAAGCAGCCACAUUCAAAUCCAUGUUUGCUCGGUUUUUAGGGUCGUCACCCUUGUUUGACCUGCACAAGACAGCAGUAGAUCUGGCCUUAGAGUGUGAAAAUGGACAUCUGGACCUUUUCCUUCGCUUCCUAUUGGGCCUUUCCCUGGGGUCCAAUCAGAGUCUAUUGAGAGCUCUGCUGCCACAGGCAGCCAUCCAAUCACAAUGGACAAAUGAAACGGUCAAGUACAUCAAGCUGAAAAUCAAGGAGAAUCCCUCAUCAGAGAAAUGUAUGAAUCUGUUCCACUGCCUCAAUGAGCUGAAUGACAAAUCCCUAGUGGAGGAAAUCCAAAGAUAUCUGAAGACAAGAGGAGGUCUACAUGGAGCUAAACUCUCCCCUGCACAGUGGUCAGCUGUGGUGUUUGUGCUGCUGACCUCAGAUCAGCAGCUGGAUGAGUUUGACCUGAGUAAAUAUGGUGGAUCAGAGGAAUGUCUGCUGGGGCUGAUGCCUGUGGUCAAGGCCUCCAGAUCAGCAAAGCUGCGUAGCUGUAACCUGACAGGGGAAAGCUGUUUCUCUCUGGCUUCAGCCCUCAGCUCAGGAUCCAGUCUCAAACAGCUGAGUCUGAAUUGGAAUAAUCUGAAGGACUCUGGAGUGGCACUUCUUAGUGCUGCAUUAGGAAAUCAACUCUGUCAACUGGAGACACUAGAUGUGCCCCAUCAGCUAUGCUUCAUCCAUCACUGGGGUCCCUCACACCGGGGUCACCAAUCGGGGGUCAAUGGGUACUCGUCCGAUGGCCUCACGAUAGCCAUCCCACUUCUGACACCAUUUGUAGCGAAGGGGAGUACAGUUUCCCCGCUUGGACUUGAACCCGAACUGGGGCUCUGA